GAAUGUGUGUGUCGAAACGCACCGUGCUGUAUGUGUGAGAGAAUCGUGAUUAAUCUGACCAGGAGUGGUUGAUUUUAUUUCUGAUUAAAGAAAAGUCCUUUUAAGCAGCUUAUUCAGCAGAGAUUUUGUUUAACCAAGGGUUCGCUGGCUGUAAGCAGAAAGCUGAGUUAUCUUUUAGUUUGUAUACACUUGUGUGAGUUCCAUACGAGUUAGUGCUAACUACAAACGAAAUAGUGACUGAGUAUUUAAAUACUAAAGCAGACAUUAUCAACGUGAAUAACGGUGAUAAUGUGAGCUGCAAGACUGCACAUCCAGGUAGCGCCCUGAAUCGCCGAGAGGUUCAGGGUUCCCCUGGCAACGAGGGAUCGUAAGGAGGCCAGGACGCGCAUAUCGGGGACGAACUGAGUGAUUUGAGUUUCCUAACACGGGAGGACUCAUUACUACGGAUCGAAGGUAUCCCAUUUAAUGUUUAUUUGGCUCUUCGGAGUGAAGUGGCCAAUUAUCUCUUUAUUUUGUGGCCACAACGCACGCGAGCAACGAUACGGGCCUGCAACGAGGGGUGAGCGUGUGUGUGUGUGUGUGUGUGUGUGUGUGGGCCCACGUCAGUUAAAGUUUAUCUGUCCAUUUAUAACUGCCAUAGCGUUUUCCUAUAUGUCAUAAGUGACCAAUCACUUGCCAUUUUGUGUUCAUAAAAUAUACCUCUUGUAAAAACACCAGGCUGAAGCCUAAUGCUCAUUUUUUAAACAUCUGAAUAUCUGGUUGCAAGGGGGUUUAGAUGGGCAAGGAGGAGGCGAGAACCGGUUUAACAAUAUAAAUAAUAUUUAAUUAAAUAUAAAGACACACACAAACACAUACAGGGCAGCUGCCAGUAAUUCUCUCUCUCUCUCGAAUUGUUGUCACCGGCCGCUUUAUCCGUCGUGCACUCCAUCAGGCUGAUUGGGGGCGUCAUUCCAGUCAGGCCCCGCCCCCUCCACUCUACACUGGUCAAGAUUAUUUUGAAUGAAGCUGGAACAAAUACAAUGAUUUACAUAUAACAGUCCAACUCUCUUAAUUUUCUUUAUUUGCUACAAGUGUUUUGAGCAUUGAUACAUUGGUAUAUUUAAGGGUUUUUCACACUGUGCUUUACCCUGGGUUGUUGUCUUUUUAAAACCCCACUUUUAACCCCAGAUGAAGCAACGUUUCACACUUGUAAUUUUGAAAGGGUGUUGGCACCACUUUUAAACUGGGGUUAGGAAACCCUGCUCCGGAGCUGCAAGUUAACCUUGCAUUGCAGUGCCAAAGGUAUACAGAAGUAAACAUUGCAGUGUUGUAAUGUUUCAUAAAGUGCUUACCUUAUUUAAUAUUCAUGCACUUUGUACAGUCGCAGAAAUGUUCACAGGCUGUUUACAUUCGCCGUCUGAUGGGAACCAUUAAAAACAGUCAAACUGUGAUGACAAACACGAUAACAGGCAUGAUUAAGAGACAGUGUUCCUUUUGUGUGCGUUUUUGUGUUGUGACAGAGCUGAUUUUCUUGCCGACAUUUAGACAGAAGAGCAGCUCCAUUGACGGGUUGAGUGUCUGUUGCAAGCUGUAUUCAUCCAAUAAUUGGUCUACACAUAAUCUACACAACAAAUAUGCAAAUAAAUACAUUAACCCAGGGUAUAUGAAGGUACAGUGUGAAACCUCGGAACAUGAAUAACCAGGAUUAAUUAUUGACCCUGGGUAAAGGUUUUUUUUAUUGUAAAAGGGUCUUUCAAAUACAUUUAAACAUCAUUCUGUAUGUUGGCAUCAGAUACUGUAGGUUUCCCUACAGUAAUUUGUAGCCUUUGUAUUUAUUUUUUGAUUUUAAGAUUUUCACAAUGCACAAGAAACAUUGGAGCAACAACUGUCAUCCUUGCAUUCCAUCACCAACUGAAGGUAGAGACUUAUAAACUAACUAGUGAACUUGAGGAGUUUCAUUGAGAUUAAGACCGAUAGUUAGUAAUAACAGUUUAUGGAACAAGGUCUUUCUUUAAAAAAAUAAAAUGUCAAUAUUUCUCAAUUUGCUGGCAUCUGCCAGGUUAAUUAGUGGUGCUUGCUUUAGCAAAGUGCCACUACUACUAUACCUCUCUGAACUUCAUUUUGGCAUUUUUAAAAAUCAAUUACCCAAUUCUUCUUCUUUCAUACAAAUUUCACCAUCUAACUAGUCCUGCCCUGUUUGUGCUAUGGGCAUUAAUAAUUCGAUUUCAUAAUAAUUAGAUCAUGCAGAUUACUGAGGAGAUGGGUGCUAUAACCUUUAUAAGUGAUCAGGUGUAUGAUGUUUACCUUUGAAAAAUGAAUAGAGUGGUAAUAUCUCCAGAUCAAUAUGUCAUGUUGUUUGUCUGUCUCAAGUGACAAGGACCAUGGAUGUCAUCCAUAAUCGAGAGGUGCGCAGGUGACUGGUCAGUCCAAUCUGCGCUAGGAAAAGUCUGUUGCAGUGGGGGCAAGGAUGCCUUCUGGGUGAGGAGAAGGUUCUGGCUCGGGAUUUCCUGGCAGCACGCUUCCUGAUGGCCUCAUCGGUCCUUUUCUGCUCAAAAGAGGCUACGCCAGUGACUUGUCUGCGCCAAGCUGAUCGUCUUGGUCUAGUAUAAAGGUACGAGUGACAGCAGUCAGUCAACAAGCAGAAUCAGCUUCAGCUUCUCCUUUGUGGAACUCCUGAGGAUCAGCUAGCGCAACCAUGAUGGGCAAGGUCAUCUUCUAUGAGGACAGAAACUUCCAGGGUCGCUCAUAUGAGUGUAUGAACGACUGUGCUGACAUGUCCUCCUACAUGAGCCGCUGUCACUCCUGCAGAGUGGAGAGCGGCUGUUUCAUGAUGUAUGAUAAUCCCAACUACAUGGGAAAUCAGUAUUUCUUCAGGAAGGGCGAGUAUGCUGAUUACAUGUCCAUGUUUGGAAUGAGCAACUGCAUCCGAUCCUGCCGUAUGAUCCCCAUGCACAGGGGAUCCUACAGAAUGAGGAUCUACGAGAGGGAGAACUUCAUGGGCCAGAUGCACGAGAUGAUGGAUGACUGUGACAACAUCAUGGACCGUUACCGCAUGUCUCACUGUAAUUCUUGUCAUGUGAUGGACGGUCACUGGCUCAUGUAUGAGCAGCCCCACUACAGAGGCAGGAUGCAAUACUUCAGGCCUGGAGAGUACAGGAGCUUCAACAACAUGGGUGGCAUGAGAUUCAUGAGCAUGAGGCGUAUCAUGGAUUCUUGGUAUUAGUGUUCCAAGUUUUUAAUAAAAUAAGUUCACUAAAAAAGUAAA
Messenger RNA from Xyrauchen texanus (razorback sucker), 3244 nucleotides. RefSeq names its product gamma-crystallin M2. NCBI's taxonomy places the organism in Eukaryota, Metazoa, Chordata, Actinopteri, Cypriniformes, Catostomidae. Gene Ontology annotation, biological process: lens development in camera-type eye; visual perception. The transcript is spliced from 5 exons. Bases 2675 to 3202 code for a protein of 175 amino acids. Gene Ontology annotation, molecular function: structural constituent of eye lens. The record is from RefSeq and is a predicted model, not a curated record.